Molecule: messenger RNA, 615 nt
Organism: Penicillium soppii
Lineage: Eukaryota; Fungi; Ascomycota; Eurotiomycetes; Eurotiales; Aspergillaceae
Product: xanthine phosphoribosyltransferase
Exons: 5
Coding region: 1-615 (204 amino acids)
Biological process (GO): GMP salvage; XMP salvage; hypoxanthine metabolic process
Cellular component (GO): cytoplasm
Molecular function (GO): hypoxanthine phosphoribosyltransferase activity
Source: RefSeq, a predicted model, not a curated record
AUGACUCAAAAGUUCUAUGUCACUUACAACCAGGUCCACAAGCUCUGUCAGACCUCGGCCGAGGAAAUCCUCAAGGAAUUCCACCCCAACCUUAUGAUCGCCAUUGGUGGUGGUGGUUACGUUCCUGCCCGCAUCCUUCGCUCUUUCCUCAAGCGCGCCGGUGACCCCAACAUCCCCAUUCAGGCUAUUGGUCUCUCCCUCUACGAGGACUUGGGCCGUGGUGACGCCGAGGAGGUCCCCGGUACCAAGGUCACCCGCACCCAAUGGCUGGACAUGAGCUCUCUCGAGAUGGCCAACUUGAUUGGCAAGAAUAUUCUCAUCGUUGAUGAGGUUGAUGAUACCCGUACCACUUUGGAGUACGCUGUUCGUGAGCUACAGAAGGAUGUUGAGGUUGCUCAAAAGCAGCUUGGCCGUGAGGGCGAGAAGACCAACUUCUUUGUCUUCGUUCUACACAACAAGGAUAAGGUGAAGAAGGGUGUUCUGCCCACCGAUAUGAUGGAGGAAGGUCGUUACCACGCUUCCGUCACCACUAAGGACGUCUGGAUUUGCUACCCUUGGGAGGCUAAGGACAUUGAUGAGCACGAUGCUCUGGCCAAGGAGAACCCCAUCAUCUAA